UAAUUGUUAGCUUCAUAGACCAUUACUGAUUAAAAUUGCCUGCAACACUGUAGAUGACAGAAAAUAACUGAUGGCGUAAGCCUACGAACUAAGGAAAUGCUCUUUGACAAGGCCAAUUGGUGCCAACUAGAAAAGGGCUCCCUGUCCUUUACAAACAACUCCUUUCCUAGUUCUAACAAACUCACUACAUCUAAUACAUCUCUUUCAUGGUGUUUUUCCAUGAAAGGUAGCAGGUGAGCCCUCUACUGAAAGCUUGUAACUUAUCACCACUUGUAACCAUCAUGAGACGGGUGUACGGGAAAUAGUUAAGCAAUAUAUAACCAUAUUGAAACUAUCAGAUGGUCUUAGAGUAAAGUUAGUCACCAGGGAAUUGUAUGACUAGGUGAUGGCCCAUUCAAGCAGGAGGAAGUUGGCACCCCUCCCUAGUCAGCUGGUGAUGUAACACAAGGCUCAAUUGUCUAAUAAUGCCCUAUUCCAGAAGUGUAAUUGGAAAUCUAUCAAAGAUUACUGUAAAUAAUCAAAACCACUUGGAAAUAAAAGGACCAUUAAAACAGACAGGGGAUUUCCAUGUCUGUGAAUAAAGAGGAAAAAAUAGUUUCAGUAUCCACAGGAUGAAAAAAGACUCUGUACCCAUUCACUGGGGAAACAUGUUGAUUGAGGGUGGGUCACAAAAAAUUGGAUCCCAAUUCCUAUGCUGCUAGCUAGCUCUGUAACAAACUGAGCUUUGGGUGGGGGAACUUAUUAGCAGGGCAAGGUAACUGGUUAUAAAGCGUAGGUUGUAACUUGCACUUUGUUUUGUUUUGUAUUGUAACUAGACAUUUCCAGCGCUAUUUUUUGUCUAGUGGAAUCUCUAUUUUUAAAUUAACUUUCUUUCAUUUUAUUAUAAGUGCUGCUGUACAGAUGUGAUGAGAACGUAAAAGUGGUAAACUGGGGCACACUGCUCUUUUGGGGGCAGAGGAGCUGGGCUUUCUGAGAAUAGCCAAUAGCAGGGGCUGGCUAUCACAGGGGGAUGAUUCAAGGGGACCUGGGCUACUCUUUUCAACCUGAUCUUAGUAGUUUGAAGCUAGUUUGGCUCCCAGCACAAAUAAGAGCAACUGUUGCUGUAGGGUAUACCAAUCCAGGGUCACAGUGAGAUCUUACCACAACCACCAAACCGCUCAGUGGGUGUCAGGCUGAGAGGGGCUGUCUGAGUCAGCUGUUCAAAAGCUUCAGAGGGGUAGCUGAGUUAGCCUGUAACUGGAAAAACUUAAAAAACAACAAAUAGUUCUGCAGCACCUUAAAGGCUAACAAAACAUGUACAUGGUAUCAUGAGCUUUCAUGGGCACAGCCUACUUCUACAGAUGAUAGGCGUAUUAAAAGUCAGAUCCAAGAAUAAAUUAAGUCAGCUGUGUUGGUGUUAAACAAGUGAGGGAUUCUUCUGAACAAGCAAGCAGCGAGUUCCUCCCGGCUUUGCACCAGGGGGUGGAACAAAACAGUCCACCAGAUGUCCCUUGAAAGUUAGAUUAUUUUUGCUUGACUUAUGGAAUCUGUUACUCUCACCACUAACCCUUUUCGUUUUAUUCCAGUUGCCCAUGGAUCAGCCACUGUCCCCAUUUACGUGACACAGCAUGUAAGGAGCUGAUGAUGUGGGAAAAAACAGUGGACUUUGCUAAUGUUCCUGUUCUAGCAAGAAGGGAAAUGGAUGGGUUUUAUUAUCUUGGUAUGAUAAAACAGGAGCUAGAGCAGGACGAGAGAGGAACUUUUCUGGUAGAGUUUGACAAACCACCUGUCCUGGGUGACAAGUACACAGUCUGUGUACAAAAAACAGCCAGGGAUGACAUCCUUGAGUAUGUCAAUGGAAUGAGGCACUCCAUACUCCCUGGAGACAAAGUGCUGGCACCCUGGGAACCUGACCUGGUCAGAUAUGGCCCUGGAACUACCCUACUGGGCAUUGAAACAAGGGAUCCCCUCAGAGCCUCAGAGGAUGAAGAAAUCACAGUUUAUUCCUGGAAUGGCAAGAAAGUCAAAGUACCAUUGGGUGUGGCCUUGUGGAUUUCACCAGAUACAUGGGAAAGAAUAGUAGAGAUGAUUCACAUGCCCAUCAGCAGCAGAUUAAAACUCAUGAAUGCCCCCAGCACCACUAGCUCUUACACUUGUCUGUGCAGACCUCUCACUUCACCCAUCCCUUCAUGUUCUUUAGCUGGGCAAAAUAGGUACGGGUGUGCCUGGCUAUGCACAUUAAUGCACCCCCCUUUUCAUGGUCUCUGUUACAGUGCAUGCUGGUCACCAGUACAUGUAGGGUGCAUCUGCUGUUCCCAUCCCAAAUUCAGUGUCUGGUGGCGCCUGCUAGCCACAGCUUUGCUCCCUCAAAGAAGCACUACAGCGCAAGAGUCGAACAACAAGCAGCCCACUGCACAGCUUCUGGAAUUGGAAAGUCCAAAAGAAAAGGAACCAGCAGCUCCUGCUGCUGACACUUCCUCCUCCUCUUCUGAUUUAGAAAGCAAGGGGGAGAGGUGUCUAACUAAGAGCAUGGUAGUGGAUAGUGCUGUUAAUACAAAACCCUGUCUUUUCAACAAAUUCAAACGGGAAGAUGGUGCAAGACUUGAGUGGAAUUAUUGGAAGAGAAGCCACCCCAAGCUACAGCCUAGGAACCCAGGAAUCAGCAUUCCUAGCAGUAAGUGUACAAAAGGGAAAACAGAAUCUAGAACAAUUUUCUCCUUGGACACAUACCCUGUUGCAUCAACCAACCAGAGUGCAAUGUUUGAAACUAUUGAACAGUCACCAAGACAAUAUCUCGGACUGAAAGAUGUCUUAAUCCACUGUGAUUUCAAGCCAUCACUAGGGACACAGGGCACUCCUUUAUUAGAGAAACUUGGAGAAAAUCAAAUAGAAUAUGAACACCAGAGAAACGCCUGCAUGGAGCACAAAAGGAAGAAAAAAAUCCAGCAACAGAUGUGGGAAUGUGAAAGAGAACAGCAGGCUGAGGAGAAGUACUGCACUGCCCAGGAACACCGGAGUUCCCCUCCAUGGUUUUUCCAGGGACUGAGGAACAAGAAGUUGCAAUAUCUUGAGAAUGAAGAUAAGAAGGUAAAUGAACAAGACAUAAAGCAGAAUCUGACCAUGAAAACAAAGCAACUUACACAGCAGAGGACAAGCCUGAAGAUGCAGGCUACGGCGGAAGAGGACAGGCAGAAAGGACAGCAAAGACUAGCUCACCUGCAACAAGUCAGAGAGACACACGAUCAGAGGGAAUUUAAUAAGUGUAUAGCUGAAGAAAUUAAAGAGAUACAAUCUCAGGAAGCCAGAUGGAGAAGAGCGGAGAUACACUACAAGUUAAUGGCAGAAAAGAUCUUUCAAGAUGAAAAGCAGAAGAGAAAAUAACCAGACAGGACAGAACAAAAGAAAUGCUACAGAGAUAUAAACAGCAAAUAUUUAUGUAGAAUCCUAGCCCCAUUAUUGCUAGCACACUUAAAGCUUCCCCCAAAUAAAAUCAACUAGAAUCUCAUUAGAAUAACUAAGUAAAAUUUGGAUAUGCAUACUAAAACAUGACACCCAUUUUAUUCAUAGUUUUCCAUUCAGCAAGUUACCAAGUCCAUGAGAAGACCCACUGACUUUAGCAGGAUUACUCAUGUUCUUAAAUUAGGCACAUAUUGAAGUGUCUUGCUGAAUUAAAGCCUUAAAGAUAAUGAACUUAAGUGGGAGUCAAAGAUAGACCCAAGUGUUUUGUUCAAGUGGCAUUUAGAUUAUUGAAAGUGAAAAUGAGCAGUACUGGUGAAACUUGUAUCUAUGUAGCACUAACUGGGCUUAAUGUUUUUUAAACUGCAACCAUGUGCACCUUUAGUCUUGAAUGGUAGCUCCAGUGUGACCAGUUAUCAACCACAGUGACAUGGCACACUGUAAGCCGGAUCCUCAGCUGGUGCAAAUUGGCAUGGCCUUCAGUGGAACUACAUGUACAUCAGUUGAUUGGGUUCUUUAUAUUAAAGCAAAUAUGAAUACAA
This is a messenger RNA of Pelodiscus sinensis (Chinese soft-shelled turtle), 3977 nucleotides long. NCBI's taxonomy places the organism in Eukaryota, Metazoa, Chordata, Testudines, Trionychidae. The record is from RefSeq and is a predicted model, not a curated record.